GAAAGCGCGCGAGUGGAGGGCCGGGCCUCCUCCUCCUCCUUCCUCGCUGACUGAGGGAAAAGGGUCGUUCGGACGCCUCGCCGCCGCUUCUUCUGCCGCCAUUCCUCCGGCCUGAGGGCCGUGACCUCUGAAUAAAUUCCUUUGAGGGGCGAGAACUCGCCAGAAUCUCUUCGACUCCUCCUGACUCAAGGCUGAUGGCUCCAUAAGAGCCACCCCAACCAUCUGACUGAGCUCCCUGAAGCAGAGGUGUACCAGGAGGAGGAAGGAGGCAGAGGCAGUUUUCAUUGAAUCAAACAACAGCAAACAUCCUCCAUUCAAUUUACCAUGGAUAGAUUUGGAAUUAUAAAGAAGGAAGUCCUUUCUGAUGCUGAAGAUUCCUCUUGUACACCAACAACAUCGUUCAGGAAAGUGAAGCAAAAGCCAGGACAACAGGACAAAGAUACUUGGAAAAGAACCUAUGAAUGGCUCUCUUAUAAUGUGGCAACGGAAAAAGCAUAUUGUGACAUCUGUCGCUUAGCAGCAAAUGACAUGAACGUUCCUCUUCCAAACACAUCAAGAGACAAGGAUGCUCGUGAAAUUUUUGUUCAGAAUGGCUUCUCAGACUGGGAAAAGGCACCGUUUAAGUUUCACAGCCAUCAGAAUUCUAACUUGCACCGUGCAGCUGUCCAAGCUAUAGCCUCUGUUAAAGAAGGGUUAAAUGCACAUAGCAAGUUUUCAGAAAGCCAGCAGAAGCAAAUGCAAGAUGCUAGAAAGGCACUGCUGACAAUUUUAUCAUCAGUAAGAUACCUUGUCUGUGAGGGCAGUGAAAUAUGCAGCCAUGAUGAGGAAGAGUCAAACCUGAAACAGCUCUUGCUGCUACGUGCUGAAGAUAUUCCACAGCUGAAAUCAUGGUUGAAUCGUACAAACUAUAAAUGGAUUUCACCUACCAUUGUAAAUGAGAUGCUUGAGAUCAUGGCUCACAAUGUUCUACGUACACUAGCGAGAGAGAUUAGGAAAGCUGUUUAUUACAGUAUAAUUAUUGAUGAAAUUACAGAUAUCACCACACAAAAACAAGUUUCAUUUUGCUUCCGCAUUGCUACAGAGGAUAUGUUUGUGAAGGAAUUCUUUUUUGGAUUUUAUGAAACUGCUGAAACUCUCUCAUCUGUUUUGAAUGAUAUACUCUGUCACUUUGAUCUUUCUCUUGACAGAUGUCGUGGCCAGUGCUAUGAUGGAGCAUUGCAUGUUGCUAGACAUCUUAGUGAAGUACAGGCUCUUGUAAAGGCUGAGGAGCCAAGAGCACUAUAUGUUCAUUGUUUUGCAAAUGUUGUGAACUUAGUGGUACAAGAUAUGUCAGAAAAUGUUACUAUGUGUAGAAGUUUUCUGAGUGAGUUAUCUGACAUGAUCACCUUUGUGAAAACUUCACCAAAAUGUCUUGCCUUCUCUAAACACUUUCAGCAGGCAGAGAACAUAAAUCUGAGACAAUUUUACUCCACUGGGUGGACUGUUAGAGCAGCUUCCUUAGAGGCAGUGGCUUCAAAUUAUGGGGAGUUAAUUCAGUUAUUUGAGAAUGUAUCUUCUGAGGAGGGAGGAGAUCCUGGGGCAAAAGCAGAUGGAUAUGCGCAAAGUUUGUGGAGUUUUUCUUCUUACUUCAUGCUGCAGUUAUUGCUACUUGUGUUUGGUUGUUUGGACACGUUAAACACAGCUCUUCAAAAAAGUAAUCUACAGUUCCAUCAAGCAGAACUUCUUUUUGCUUCUGCAAAGGAGAGUACAAAGCAAUUGCAGAAUAACUUUGAACAGUUCUGGUCACGGACAGUCACAACAGCAAAAGACUUAGAUUUAGAGAGUCCUACUGUUCCUGAGUGCAGAAAGCCUGCACGAUGUGUUGUUGCUGGGUGUGAUGAUCUUCACCAGUUUCAAUCUCCUAAGGAUUUCUACAGGAAAAUCUUUUAUGAAACCAUUGAUAAUAUCUUCAGCAGUUUAGACAGUCGCUUUCCCUCAGAUGUGUUCCAACACAUGAGCAAAAUUGAAAAGUUUGCCAUAGGAGAGGAUGACAGUUCAUACAUUCUAAACUUUUACAAAACUGACUUGGAUACUGCCCGACUACGGCUUCAUCGGGAUAUGCUUUUGGAUAUUGCAAGGGAGCGGAAAGUUAAACUUUUAGCUCUUUGUGAUGUGAUUGAUCUAUUCAGUGGAGAACAAGGGAAAAGUCUCCAUCACCUACUACCAGAAUUAGCUAAACUUAUCAGAAUAGGCCUUACCAUACCUGUUUCUUCCUGCACCUCAGAAAGUUCACUGUCAUGCCUUCUUAGAGUAAAGACCUUUCUGCAGUCAAGCAUGAGUCAGGCAGGGCUCAAUCUCAUGGCUAUUCUUUAUGGACAUAAAGAGAUCUCUCAGGAAAUUGAUCUUAACGUUGUAGCUAAUGAGUUCAUUCAGAGAACAUCAAUUAGAACAAGCACGUUCAGUGUCAUUUAA
This is a messenger RNA of Gekko japonicus, 2451 nucleotides long. RefSeq names its product zinc finger MYM-type protein 1-like. The record is from RefSeq and is a predicted model, not a curated record. Gene Ontology annotation, molecular function: protein dimerization activity. Bases 325 to 2451 code for a protein of 708 amino acids. Lineage: Eukaryota; Metazoa; Chordata; Lepidosauria; Squamata; Gekkonidae. The transcript has 3 exons.